This is a messenger RNA of Mesorhabditis spiculigera, 528 nucleotides long. NCBI's taxonomy places the organism in Eukaryota, Metazoa, Nematoda, Chromadorea, Rhabditida, Rhabditidae. The record is from the annotation of a GenBank genome assembly.
AUGUUCGCUAACAACCUGACGCAAAAUGGCUGGAUGGCGGUUGCUUUUCAGGGACAGGCCUGCAAGCAGAUUGAGAAUGAGGGCGGCGCAUGCAUGGCUUCAACCCCAGUCACCGAGUGCUCAUGGGUGAACCAGAACAACCUGAUGGGGUCGCUGUCUUGGAAUGACGCUCAGCCUAAGAAUGUCAGGAUCGCCAAUGUUGAUGGCCUGAUGAAAGCCGCCAACUUCACGACCCUUAUCGCCACCCAAAUAGGGUCUAUGACGUAUUGUAAAGUUUCUCAGCUUGUAUCGCAGGCUCCUUUGACGGGGGUGGCCGACAUGGAUAAGGUAUUCCAAGCGAACCCAGCCCUGAACUACACAAUUUUAAAUGCUGUUGGGCCCGGCAAUGGGACAGUGCUGGCCAUCCACACAUCCACCAAUCUCUCGCCAACCCGGAUCCCCAUCGUGUUCGCCAAUUCCAAUGAGACUACGGUCGCCUCAACGCCUGAAACGACAACCCCAGUGACGGCAGCAAUAACGGAAGUUCGA